AUGCCACCACCGCCACGACCUUUUUCUCCUGCCCCUCCGCCUCCUCAAACUCCCCUGCCGACGAAACCUUCCUCUAAACCAACCCAGGUACUGCAUUUUCCUCCUCCAACUUCAACUCCAGUAUCAUCUUUUUCGUCAAGCGGCCUCAUCGUUGGAAUGGCGGCAGCAGUCACUUUCGCCAUUUUGAUUGUGGUACUUAGCGCUUUUGGCAUUUUUUAUUGGAAGAAUAGAAAGAGAGAACAUGAUAAGGGGCUCAGACUUAAAGGCAAUAACGGAAUAAUAGAAAUCUCCUCAAAGAACAGAAUAUUCAGAUACGAGGAGUUGGAAGUUGCAACAGAUGGAUUCUCCAAAGCAAAUUUGCUUGGAGAAGGUGGAUUUGGUUAUGUCCACAAAGGAGUUCUUCCAAACGGCAAGGAGGCUGCCAUCAAACAGCUCAAGGAUGGAAGUAGGCAGGGAGAGCGUGAAUUCCAAGCUGAAGUAGACAUAAUCACUAGGAUUCAUCACAGGAAUCUCGUUUCUUUGCUUGGAUAUUGCAUCGCCGGCCACCAUAGACUUCUCGUCUACAAAUUUGUUCCAAACAAUACAUUAGAGUUCCAUCUACAUGGUUAUCCCAAGAUCAUCCAUCGUGAUAUCAAAGCUGCUAACAUUCUCCUCGAUUUUAAUUUCCAAGCGAAGGUUGCUGAUUUUGGGCUUGCAAAGUUUUGCCCAGAUAUGAAUACGCACGUGUCCACUCGAGUGAUGGGAACUCUAGGGUAUGUGGCCCCUGAAUAUGCUUCCAGUGGAAACCUCACUGAAAAAGCCGACGUUUUCUCCUUUGGAGUCAUGCUUCUUGAGUUAAUUACUGGCCGCCGACCAAUAAUUAAUUCACAUCAUACUUUCAUGGAGGCAAUGCCUUUGCUAACAAAGGUUUUGAAAGAGAAUAAUUUUGAAGUUGUAGCUGACCAAAAGCUCCAAAAUCAGUAUGAACCAACCGAAAUGGUUUCCAUGCUGGCUUCUGCAGCUGCUUCUAUACGAUAUGAAGCAAAGCUUCGACCAAAGAUGAGCCAGAUAGUUCGUGCUUUGGAAGGAGAUGCAUCUCAAGUAGCUGAGUUCACUUCUAAUGUAUUAUGCUUAGAUUCCGAGGCUGCUAGAUACCGACGAGAAAUGAUCAAAAUCAUUAGUGACAUGAGUGGAUCCACGAGUUAAUUAGUUGGUAUAAACCCAUUCGAGAACGAGGGAUAAUUCUUAAGUAUUUCAAAAUAUACACAAAUACAAUAUUAAUGACCCUAAUACUACGAAAAAAAUCUAGAAUAUUGUGGACAAUAGAGCUCAUUCACCAGCAAUAGAAGAAAUAGAGUGAUGCACUACAAAGGCAGUUAUGCUACAACUGCUAUUUAAGUACUGAAUAACUUAACUAGAGUUAGAUGUUAAUCUGAGUUUGUUAGCUAUAGUUAGAAGGCAGUUACAUUUUUAGUUGUGUAUAUAAACGCCAUUGUAUAAACUG
Molecule: messenger RNA, 1483 nt
Organism: Arachis ipaensis
Lineage: Eukaryota; Viridiplantae; Streptophyta; Magnoliopsida; Fabales; Fabaceae
Source: RefSeq, a predicted model, not a curated record